AUGAAUUUAGAUGGAGAAUCAGAUCCAAACAAAUUAUCUAAUUACAUUCAAUCUUAUUCUAAAUAUUCAUUUUAUCUUACCAUUAAAUUAGAUUUAUUAAAAUAUAUUCAACAAAAAAAAAAUAAUGAUGAUUUGAAAAAAUUUAUUGACGAGAAAGUCAUCGAACCAAAUAGAUUAUUAUCAACAGAUAUAAAUGAUAGAGUCACUUUUUUUGACAGUCCCUCACCAAAUCAUAAUUUAUUGCUGCCAAUCCAAACUAGAAUCAAAUUAUUGGAAUUGUAUAAAGACAAAUACGAUGAAAAACAUAUUUAUCUAAAGAAGCGUAUUGAAGAUUUAAUUAAAGGUUAUCAAGAGUCAAUUAGAUUCUAUGUAGACGAGGCUAUAAAAUUAAGAAACAGCGAAAAGAGAAUGAACUUAUACGAUAGCAAUGUCUAUUUGCUAAGUGAGGACCUGGAGUAUAGAGAGGUUGCUUUGGACACGGCAUAUCAAAUAGCAUGCUAUGAUAAGCAAGAGUACGACUAUGUUAGAAAGAAUUUAAGAGGUCUUAGUAUCAGUAGCCAACUAGGAGGUGUUUAUUUUAAAGUAGAUAGUGGUUCUAGACUACUAUCGCCGGCAAAAGAAGACGCUGUCUUUAGAUUUUACAGUUUACUCUAUGGUUUGGACCAACAAUUGAUAUCACCAACUCAAUUAUUAAUAUUAAGUAAAUUACCUAUUUUACCAUCAAUUUUAUCAGAGUCUCCAGAAAGAAAGUUAAUGGCUAAAAUUAAAAAGGAAAAUGGUUUCAAAUCUUCAAGAGAUGUCUUUCUCUUUGAUCCAGAGUUGAAAGUUAGAGUGGAUGCGGCCAUGUUAUUAGAAAGAACAUUACCAAUUCAAGGUAGUUUGUUUAAAGAGGGACAAACUUUCGAAAAAUUUCUAAAGGGUAUUGAGGCAAAUCAAGCAUCAGAAUCAUUACUGGGUACAAUUAAUGAGUAUAGUUUCAGUAGUCAUGUAUUGGCAAACCCAUUGAUGAACAAACAAGUUAACGAGCUUUCAAGAUCCCAGUUUAUAAAUCAACACCCUACACUUUUAAUACUGGAAUGGCUUUCGCAAUUACUUGAAAAAGAAAAUGUUUAUAACCAACUAGUAGAGAAAUCGCUGUCAACAAUCUACCCACAUACACCAAAAGCAAAUACAUGUAAUUUAAUUAAAGAGAGCUUAAAUUUACCUUUAAAGUUUCCAGUUGGAUUCAUUGACUCAUUGAAAGAAAGAUUUAUAAAAAUUCAAAAGAUACUGAUCGAGAAGCCAGAGACCACACAUCAAGAACUUUUUAAACAAAUUCACAGAUUUGCAUCAGUUUAUUAUGAUGCGGUAUCAAAGAUUUAUAAUAAUCCAUUAGAUAGAAUUGCAUCUAUAAAAAACAACAAUAAAGAUGAGAAUCUCAAAGCUUACUUUUCAGAAAACUCUUCAUUUCAAACAGAAAUUCUUCAAAAUAAAUUCCUUUCAACAACAUCCACAAUAACCAUAAGAGAAUCAAUAGUUAACAUUGUCAAUAAUUUAAAAGUAACAGAUUUAAUUUCACUAAAAGAAGAGGUUUUUUUUCAAAUUAUCAAAUUGAUUAUUAAAUUAAUAAAAGAAUCAAAAAUUAUAUUUCAAUUUAAAAACUUAUGGAAUGUAUACUGUCAAGAAUUAUUAAUAAUGUUAAUGAGAAAUAAUGCUAAAGAAGAUGUUAUUCAUGAUUUUUUAGGUUGUUUUAGUAUUAAUGAUAGCCAACUCAAUAAAGAUGAACAUGGUAAACCAAAGUCAUUGAUUCAUCAAAUUAUUUCAAGAAUACAAACUGCUUCUUCAAAAAUUAAAUAUAUUCGAAUGUUUGUAUCACUGGGUUUAGAUAUAAAUGUUACGGAAUAUAGUUUAUCACCUUUAGAUUUGGCUCUUUGUUCUGAUAAUAAAUCUGAAUACAUAGAACUAUUCAUAGAAUUGGUAAAGCUGGGUGCUGGUAAAACUUUAAAUGAAAAUACAAUAUCUGAAUUUUAUUUUUCAUUAACAGAAAACGAACAAAAAUACCUUUUCAAGACUAUGAAAUCUAUCACAAAUAUAAACCCAAAAGUGGAGUGGUUGUUGGCACUUAAUCAUCUUUUUCCAUUGGCUCCCAUCGGUGCCAAUAUAGACUCAGUCAUUAGUGAAGGCCAUGUAUUUGAAACAUCAACAAGGGGUACAAGAAUUAUAAGAGAAAAGCACUGGGGAACAAUAUUUGAUUUAAAUAACAAUCCGAUAAGAAUGAAUAAGUAUGGUAAAAGAACUGUGCCUUUUAUUGAAGACCGUGGCUUUAAAAUUUAUUUAAAAUUUGAACCUCAAUUUCCUGGUACAGAGCUAGCAGUUUCAUUACUUGGUCAACAGUUGUUCGGAAAUUACUCAACAUAUUCAGAAUUAGCAGUCAUUAAUGGAUUCAUCGUUUUAUUGGUUCAAGCAGCUAAGGGGGGAUCAUUACAUGAAUUUGUGGAGAAAAAUAAUGGCAUGUCGAGAUUAAAUUUAUUAAACAAAUCAAAUAUAUCAAAACAAUUGAUAAUGGAAAUGUUGAUUAAUAAUGGAGAUGGUAACUUAGGAAACUAUAUUAUUGAGGAAAAACAAUGUGGUCAUAGACAAAGCGAGGAGAAUUCAUGUGAAUAUUUCAUUGUCCCUAUUGAUAGCGAUCAAUCAUUUAUGCCACCAGUCACAAAAGAGAUUAAUGGAUCAUUUUUUGAUAAAAAGAAACUAUCUCUACAAGUAGAUACCUGUCUAUUCCUUUUAGAUCAAAUGAAUGACAACAUUCAUAAAGAUGUUGUAUUGUGCUUAAGAGAUAGAGACUUUGCCACUGAAUUAAAAAAUUGGUUGGACUCACUAAGUUCGAUGCAUUAUACAUGGAUUGGAUUCUUUAAAAAGCUUAAAAACAAAGGUAUCUUAGGGUCACAGUCAAUUAAUGAUUCAACUAUUGGUGUAUUAUUUGUACCAGGUCAAAUCAAACAUUUAUAUUCAAAAAUGGUUAGGUUGCAAAAUUUAAUUAAAAAAGAUAUUACUCAUAUGGCAUUAUUAGAGUCAUUAGAACCGCUAGUUGGAAAAAGAUAUAAAUCAAUUAUUGCCCAAUCGAAAACAAUGUCUUUUUUAUAUAGAUAUCAACAUUUUAAGAAUACAAAAGAUGCAAGUUUAUUAACAUCAUCUGCCUAUCUAUCAGAUCUUGCAUUGGAAUCAAGAGAUAUACCAAAUGUAUCAAUGAUUCAGAAUCAGAUUAAUUCAGGUAGUUAUGGACCAAAACAAGCGAUAGAAGAAUUAAAUGAAAUAAAAAGAGAACACCAUAGUAUAGAGCAAAUUAUUAAAGAUUUAAGUGAUGUAGAAAACUCGAACACUGAACGAAUAGAUAACUCCAUUAAAUUAGAGUCCCUAAACAAUAAUAGCAUCACUGAUGUUUUAUUAGAGAAAGUAUUAAAGCAAUCCAAUCUAGAGAAACUAACACAGGACCAAGAAAAAAAUUUAUUCAAAUUGAUAGCAAAAAAAGAACUAAUAAAUAUUUAUAUUAGAGGGACCAAAACAUUAACAUCAUCCACACUAAAAUUCAACUUUAAUAGUGUUGUAGUAUUGGAUUUAUCAUACUCGUAUCAAUUAACUUCAAUCGCCAAUGGUAUCAUAAUAAGUAGUCCAAUCGAAAUGCCCUGUUUAAAGAAAAUAAAAAUGGAUCAUUGUAAUAAACUUGAUUACCUAAAAUUAAAAGCAAAUUGUUUAAAAGAACUAAGUGCCUCUUUUUGCAUAUUCAAAGUAUUCGAACUAGAUGCCCCAGAUAUAACUUAUAUGAAUUUAUCAAAUGGCUCCAUUCAAAAUAUAGAAAUUUUAUUAAAUGGUCUCAAAAAAUUCCAUAAUUUAGAAUUGUUAAAUAUUAGCAAAAACAAUUUUCAAGGUUUAGAUCCUUCGGCUUAUGUCACCGCGAAAAAGUUAAUAUACUUGGAUAUAAAAGAUAAUGUUGAAAAUAAACUACAAAUACUCUCAUUUGGACACUACGGCACAAAUUCAGAAUUAAUUGGGCGAAUUCUGUGCAAAAGUUCUCCAAUAACUAAACCAGUUUUAUGUUACACAGAAGGAAAUAUGGAACUAGAUUAUAAUGAUUCAUGUAAUAUAUAUUUUAUUACAGAAGUUGAAUAUUAUGGAAGGGGCAAAAUGGAUUUAUUCCACAAAUAUUAUAAAUUCUUUGUAACUAUAAUGUUUUUUGAUCCAUCAAAUGCAAAUUUUUUCAAUAUUGUUACAACUCACUAUAAGUCGGCAAGGGGCAUAUUCGGAGAUGAAACAAAGUAUAUUUUAUUUGGUGCAACAAAAGAAUAUAAAGAGGACUGCCAAGAGGUUUUAGACUUUCAUAAAGACAAUCCAAACAUAAAAUUAAUAUAUUCAAUAGGUGUGGAUACAGCCGACAAAGAAUUUAAUUUAAAAAAACAACUACAGGAUUAUAUUAAAUUUUUAAAAUAA
Molecule: messenger RNA, 4461 nt
Organism: Dictyostelium purpureum
Lineage: Eukaryota; Evosea; Eumycetozoa; Dictyosteliales; Dictyosteliaceae
Exons: 3
Coding region: 1-4461 (1486 amino acids)
Source: RefSeq, a predicted model, not a curated record